Chlamydomonas reinhardtii is the source of this 1701-nucleotide messenger RNA. RefSeq lists its product as uncharacterized. Bases 124 to 666 code for a protein of 180 amino acids. Gene Ontology annotation, molecular function: cadherin binding. The transcript is spliced from 7 exons. The record is from RefSeq and is a predicted model, not a curated record. Lineage: Eukaryota; Viridiplantae; Chlorophyta; Chlorophyceae; Chlamydomonadales; Chlamydomonadaceae. Gene Ontology annotation, cellular component: nucleoplasm; mitochondrion.
UCACUGGUAUUUAUCACUGAGCUUUCUGUGCUGUUUCUUUCAUUCUCCGUGUUCGAGGAGCUACGUCAGGGCAGUGCUACGCCUGCAUAGCACGCACUCGUGUACUGUUGUUCUAGCCUGGUUAUGGGCAGGUCACGCUCGCGUUCCCGCUCGAGGUCUCGCGACAGGAAUCGCGAUGAGCAGCCCCGGCUGGCCGGCGGCACCAAGGUGGCGAAAUCCAGGCGCUAUCGCACAAAGGCAGUCGACCAUACCGGCGGCCUGACCGCCACGGCUCUGGCCCGGCAGCGGGCGCAGCUGCUGCAGCUGGAGGAGGAGAUCCUGGGCUCCAUAGAGGCCACCGUGGAGGCGGCGCUGGCGGACAAGCUGGCCAGCGAGGAGGUGCAGGCGCGUAUCCAGGCCCGGCUGCGAGAGGAGCGGGCGCGGCUGGAGGCGCAGGUGACGGCGCAGCUGGAGGCGGAGCGCCGGAGCCUGCUGGAGCGCAAGCGGCACGAGGCCGAGCAGGCUCGCAAGCGGCAGGAGGAGCUGGACCGGAUUCUGGAGGAGAACCGCCGCAAGGUGGAGGAGGCGCAGCGGCGCGCGGCGGAGGAGCGCGCCCGCCGCGACGCGGAAUGGCAGGCAGCGCUGGAGUCACGCGUGGCGCAGCGGGGCGGCUUGUCGGCGCGGUGAGCGGGCGGCGGCGGAGUCCCACAGCCGCUGACAGAGCGCUCGCGCCUUGCCGCCGAGGGCUGCAGGCCGCGGUCGGAAGACCAACCGGCAGAGCGGACGCCUGCAUGCAAGCGGCACCGCUGCAGCUGGCCUCUGCAGGCAAACCCCCGCCGCAGCUACUGCCGCACAUGGCGGCGGUGGUGCAGCAGCUCAGCGCACGUGCGCGGUACACGCCCAGCCUGGUGGCAGAGCGCUGGCGAGUGGCUGCUGCGCGCUGUCCUGGGGGCAGCCUCAGCUUCAGCGCCGCCAUCCCGCCCUAACACCAUUCCGCUGCGGAACUCACCACUGCUGCCCACUACCACACAACCCACAAACGCCACCACAACCUCUUCAAUCAUCACCGCGGCGGCGGCAGCUCCCCCGCUUGCCACUUUUGUGCGGGGGCACGAUCGGGGCCUGUGGCGCGACUGCGCAGGGUGGGCGCAGCACAGCCAUCUGCGAUGCGGCCUGCUGUCGCGGGGCCGCAGUCAUGCGUCAGGUCUGGCGCCGAGUGCGGGCGCCUCAGUUGCGCUGGCGCCUAAGCCUUGCUGGCCGGGCGCAGGCCGCAUUAUGCAGCUCGCAUACGCCGGCACCCAACCCGCAGCCAGCCGGUUGCCGGUGUGUGUCGGCCCGCAUACUUUGGCAGCUACCGGCUACCUCGCUGUCUGACACAGCGGCCUGGCUGCAGUUGCUAGUGUCUGGGCGGCGGGUUCGGCCGCGUCGCCCAUGCUGUCAGGUGCCCCCUGCUGCUUGUCGUCCUGCGAUUGUGAGUGUGGUGGCCGGACCAGCAAGCGCGUGGCAAGGUCCAGGGGCAUGGCAGUGCGGUCAGGGAGGUGCUGUGCGGCUAGCCGGCGAGGUGAGGCGCCUGAAAGUACGGGUACGGGCCCGCGCCUGAAAGCGUGUUCGAGCGCAUGCGGGACGGUGCCGCGGUGGUCUGGUUGGCUAGGCAGUCGUGAAGGCGUGCACCACGAGGCCGCAUUAGUCCCUGAUGCCGUACACAUGUAAGUGCUCUGCCUC